This is a messenger RNA of Sphenostylis stenocarpa, 354 nucleotides long. The record is from the annotation of a GenBank genome assembly. NCBI's taxonomy places the organism in Eukaryota, Viridiplantae, Streptophyta, Magnoliopsida, Fabales, Fabaceae.
AUGGUGAUAACUUUCUUCAACCACCAAACUAUAGCCUCCUACAAUCUGCACCUCUCCACCAAAACUUCCUCUUUCUUUCUUCUCAUUCAUGUCACCACCAAUCCACUCUGGCAAAACCAACACUACUUGAGACUACUCUUCACACAAAGCCACAGAAUCAUCCUCAAGGAAGCACCACUACGAGAGAUGAAGAACAAAGUCACCAACUGCUGCAUUGGCCAUCUCUUUGACCCUUUCAAGUCCUUUGCACAGAGAUGCAGUAAACUGGUUAAUGAGCAAAGAGCAAGAUUCUAUAUCUUCAGAAAGUGUGUUGCCAUGCUUGUUUGCUGGCAAGAUUCAGGAGGUGACCUUUGA